AUGUUGGGUUUGAGGGUCGCCGUGGUCACGGGGCUUUUGCCCUUGCGCAUCUUCGCUGCGCCGGCUUAUCAGUCUAGGGAUUACAGCACGUGCCGGAAGACGAAGGUAGCAAUAUUGGGUGCAGGAGUUGCUGGAGUUACCGCUGCUCAAGCCCUGUCCAACCAGUCCGUGACCGACUUCCUCAUAAUUGAGUACAAUGGAGAUAUCGGGGGGCGAAUGGUCUCUACAACCUUCGGCGAAGACCCAGAUGGUAAUCCAUACACGGUCGAGCUUGGAGCCAAUUGGGUCCAGGGCCUAGGCACUGAAAGCGGGCCGGAGAAUCCUAUCUGGACCUUCGCAAAGCAGUACGAAAUUGAGAAUACGUAUUCCGACUACGACUCCAUCCUAACGUACAACGAAACCGGAUACGUCAACUACACCGACCUGCUCGACGAGUUCGACGAGUACUGGGGCGACUUUGAGCAAGCAGCUGGCUACAUCCUCACCGAGAACCUCCAGGACCGCAGCAUGCGCGCCGGCCUCUACCAAUCCGGCUGGAAACCCCAAAAAGACAUGGCGCGGCAAGCAGUCGAAUGGUGGAUGUGGGACUGGGAAACGUCCUACAGCCCCGAAGAGUCGUCUUUCGUCUUCGGCAUAACAGGCUACAAUCUCACCUUCUACCAGUACUCAGAAGAAAACAACUUCGUCACCGACCAGCGUGGCUUCAACACCUGGCUCAAGAGCGUCGCAUCCACGUUCCUCAAGCCCAACGACACGCGCCUACUACUCAACACCAUCAUCGCUGACAUCGCGUACUCUAGCGACGGCGUCAAAGUCACCAUGGAAGACGGCAGCUGCAUCGAAGCCGACUACGCACUCUGCACCUUCUCGCUCGGCGUCCUGCAGAACGACGCUGUUACUUUCUCCCCCGCGCUCCCGGACUGGAAAGACACUGCACUCGCUACCUUCCAAAUGGGCACCUACACGAAGAUCUUCCUGCAGUUCAACGAAACGUUCUGGGAUCCGGAUACGCAGUUCUUCCUCUACGCACACCCCACAACGCGCGGCUACUAUCCCGUCUGGCAGUCGCUGUCAACCGAGGGUUUCAUGCCCGGCUCUAACAUCAUCUUCGCCACCGUCGUGGGCGAGCAAUCCUACCGCAUCGAAGCGCAAGACGACGACGUCACAAAAGCAGAGCUCAUGCAAGUCCUGCAGCAGAUGUUCCCUGACGUCUCCAUUCCCGAGCCCCUCGCGAUCAUGUAUCCGCGCUGGAGCCUUGUACCCUGGGUGUACGGCAGCUACUCCAACUGGCCCGUCGGCACGACGCUGGAAAACCAUCAGAAUCUCCGAGCGAAUGUAGAGAGGUUGUAUUUCGCCGGCGAGCAUACGUCGGCGGAGUACUUCGGCUUCCUCCACGGCGCAUGGUUUGAGGGACGCGAGGCUGGAGAACGGAUCGCGGGGAUGAUUACUCGGGAUUGUUUGAAUAUCGAGAGUGGAUGUGGGAAUUACACCAGCUACGAGGCUCUGCAUGGCACGACGGAGUACUGGGAGUAUAACGCUUUCAACGGCAUGGCAGUGAGCCCUUUUUUUGUGGCGGAGUUGGAAGAGUAG
This is a messenger RNA of Trematosphaeria pertusa, 1590 nucleotides long. RefSeq names its product polyamine oxidase-like protein. The record is from RefSeq and is a predicted model, not a curated record. The transcript is spliced from 4 exons. Lineage: Eukaryota; Fungi; Ascomycota; Dothideomycetes; Pleosporales; Trematosphaeriaceae. Bases 1 to 1590 code for a protein of 529 amino acids. Gene Ontology annotation, molecular function: oxidoreductase activity.